Molecule: messenger RNA, 2525 nt
Organism: Parathielavia appendiculata
Lineage: Eukaryota; Fungi; Ascomycota; Sordariomycetes; Sordariales; Chaetomiaceae
Product: WH1-domain-containing protein
Exons: 4
Coding region: 289-2271 (660 amino acids)
Molecular function (GO): actin binding
Source: RefSeq, a predicted model, not a curated record
CCCGAGUCAAGGAACUGUACCUAAGCUUACAUCUAUCUGCCCGGAUGACCCUUUCUAGGCAGUAAAGCGUCGAGUUCUGCAUUGGGUCCGGUCGGGCCAGAUUCAGCGCCGUCUGAUCUACCAUUGACGAAUACAGCUCGCGCGACCUUGAGUCUCCGAGCUGUGUCCUGAUCGACUACCACCAGUUUCCGCGCAUCGCUCGUUGCAAGCUCGCGGUUACCGUCUCGUUGUUCUCCAGGAACUCAGGCAACAAGCAGGCCCCACGCCGGACACCCUCCUGCCUUCGCAAUGCCAUCAAUACUGAGCGACGACGACCGCGAGACCGUCAAGCGCUUCGUACCCAAGCAGACCAACAAAAUCCAUGCCGUUGCUGUCGCUCGCCUUUACAUAGCUUACCCCAACCCUUCAAAAUGGACUUAUACGGGCUUGCAAGGCGCCGUUGUCUUGGCGAAUGACCUCGUCGGCAACACUUUCUGGAUCAAGAUGGUGGACAUCUCUCCCGGAAACCGCGGGGUAAUAUGGGACCAGGAAAUCUUUGAGAAUUGGAACUACAACCAAGACCGCGUCUUUUUCCAUACCUUCGAGCUAGAGGAAUGCCUGGCUGGAUUGUCCUUUGUCGAUGAGAAGGAGGCCAAGCAGUUUCUGAAGAAGAUGAACGACAGAGAGAAGAACGCAAGCAAGGCGACCUUGAAGACGCCGUUUGGAGGCGCCCCUGCGACAAACCACCACAAGCAUCAUCACGGAUUCCUUGGCAGCCUUUUCGGGGGUCAUCGGCAUUCAUCAGCUCCCACGCCACCCGAGUCGCCCCGGGUAUCCGCGCCAACAAGGGAUCACCGGUCCGGCAGCGUGAAUGGGUACCACGAGCCCGCCGCGCCCUCAGGAUUCGAAAAGCUAGACGCCUUCGAUCCCCAAUGGAGAGAGCAUUUUGGGGAAGACUUGAAGUCAAAGGGCCUGACGGACGACUUUAUCCGCGAAAACCAAGAUUUCAUCGUCGACUUCUUAAAGCAGGAGCAGGCAGCCCAGGCCCAGCAGGAGCCAGUAUCAUCACCUCCCCCGCCCCCGCCUCCGCCGGUCAAUGGGACUGGGACAGGGCUGAGAGCGCCACCACCACCUCCUCCAUCCGCGCCAGCACACCGAUCGGUUUCGGAAACGGUCACGGCCCCUCCAGCUCCUAAAAGAGGACCUGCCCCUCCGCCACCUCCGGCGCCGAGACGGUCCGGCAAGUUGGAGACUUCCGGGGCAGAUUCAACGCCUCCCCGAGACUCACCGCCGCCGCCCGUCCGUCCCCGGUUUGCUGUGCCACCGCCUAUUGCGGAUGCUGGAAAGUUCGCGCGUAUUGAUGCUCCCCGUUCUGUCCCGCCGCCUCCUGCUCCGGGACCACCACCGCCACCUCGACCGCCUAAGACGCCGAUCGAGAGUGCAGAGCCGGCACAGCGCUAUGGGGUUCCUCCGCCCUUCAGCGGCCAACGGAACGUGCCUCCUCCGCCCCCCAGCCGGGGUGCCGUUCCUCCUCCGCCUCCAUCCCGGGAGACAGCCCCAGUCCACACCCAAGCUCCCCCGCCUCCGCUGCCCCCCAAGGCGCCUUCCACAAGUGCACCCCCACUCCCACCACCGAGCUCACGCCCUCCUCCAACACUACCGGUCAGAGGCGCGACUCCUGCCCCACCGCCCCCCCCGCCGUUGCCUUCGUCGAACGCUCCUCCUGCGCCGCCUCUACCUACCUCAAGCGCACCGCCCGCACCACCCCCUGCUCCACCUCUGCCUUCAUCAAACGCACCACCCGCGCCCCCUCCUCCUCCUCCUCCGCCCGUUUCUGGAGGCCCGCCGCCGCCGCCGCCUCCCCCUCCUCCUCCCGGGCCAGGCAUCAGCGGAAUCCCCCCCCCGCCGCCGCCUCCGCCGCCCGGAGCUGGCAUCCCCCCGCCGCCACCACCUCCCCUUCCGCCGAACCGCGACUCCGGCUACUCUUCAAGCGCUCCAGCUCCCGCUAUACCUCCAGCCGACCCCAGCCGUGCCGCCGUCCUCGACAGCAUCCGUGGCGCCGGGGGUAUCGCAGCGCUCAGGAAGGUCGACCGCAGCCAGAUUCGCGACCGCAGCGCAGCCCUCGUCCCCGGUGCGGGGGAUUCCGGCCCGCAUGGCAGCGGAUUGCCACCAGCGGGUGUGGCGCCCACGGGCGCCGGAGGUGGUAUGGCUGACGCGCUGGCUGCUGCGUUGCAGAAACGGAAGGAGAAAGUCAGUCGUAGUGAUGAUGAGGAUGACGAUGAUGAUUGGUGAUGUGGUGCGCUGGGCUCGUAUCCAGUUGCCUCUGCGAAUGGGCGCAACCUAGUUUGAAAGGAAGGAAUGGGAAAGUUGAGAAUGUUUACAGGAACCCAGGAGCAGAGGAAGAAGCAAUCGAAGUAUCGACCCUAGGGAGUAUCGCGUAGGACUUGUCUCGGGGUUCUCCCCAAAAUUCAAAGGAAGGGAUAUUCUUCAGGUACAAUAGGUAGUUGGAAAGGUAAUGGCAAGAGCCUUAUCACACUCGAUUGCUC